Molecule: messenger RNA, 2113 nt
Organism: Dendrobium catenatum
Lineage: Eukaryota; Viridiplantae; Streptophyta; Magnoliopsida; Asparagales; Orchidaceae
Product: pentatricopeptide repeat-containing protein At2g17670
Exons: 2
Coding region: 182-1588 (468 amino acids)
Molecular function (GO): protein binding
Source: RefSeq, a predicted model, not a curated record
GAAUUUAUUGGGAGGGAAAAUAAGGUAGAAAUUAAGUUUCAUGGAUGGAGGGGUCAUCAUGCAUUCUCAUUAGUAUACAACGCCGUUCGCGCUAAACCCUAAACCCCGCCAUCGACACCAACCGCCGUUAAUCGGAAAGAAAGCAAGCGCGAGAGAAAGCUUCGCCUCCGUAUUCACUCAGAUGGGCAAGCUCCCGCCUUCAAUGCGAUCGGCUCCUCUUCCCCUUUCCUUCUUCAAACCCCGGCCUUCUCCUUCUACCCAAACCCCCAACUCUUCGCCGGCGCCGGAAACCCGAAAACUCCGAACUCCCCUCUACAAAAGCCCCGCCAAGCAGAAGAAAGCGACGAAGAAGAUUGAAUCAGGAAAAGCCGCUGCCGGCGGCGCUAUCUCGGUUCCCUCUCCUCCCCAGUUCUUCCACUCUCCUGCCCUUUCAGAAGCUACCGCGAUCGUUGAUUCCAUCGUUGACUCCUCCUCUUCCGCUGAUCCCCACACUCUUCUCCAUUCCUUCUGCAACGCUGGCGCCUCGCCCACUGACUCCCUCGCCCUUCUCCGUCACCUGUCCCUCCGCUUCCCUUCCUUCUCACCCACCCGUUCAACCUACCACAUCCUCCUCGUCCACUCCUGCCUCCAGCCUACCAUCGGAGACAUCUCUCCCAUCCUCACAUUCCUCGACCUGAUGUCCUCCUCCGGCUUCCCCCCAGACUCAUCAUCCACCGACCUUGCAAUUCGCGCCCUCUGUUCCGCCUCCCGCGAGGACGACGCCGCUGAACUCCUUCUACGCGGCCUCUCUCUCCAUCCCGACCCCUUCACUUACAACUUCCUUGUAGGCCGCCUUGCCAAAACCCGCUCGCUCUCCGCUGUCUACUUGUUUAUUGAUGAGCUCCGCAAUGUGGCCGGGAUUCACCCUGAUCGCAUCACCUACACCAUCCUCAUCGAUUCAGUCUGCCGUUGCCGCAACCUCCGCGAAGCUACACGCCUGCUCGGCGUUCUUAAGCAUUCUGGCAUCAAGCCAGAUUGUUACCUCUACAACAACAUCAUGAAGGCUUACUGCAUGUUGGACCAGUGCGGAGAGGUGAUGGAAGUCUACAACAAGAUGAGGGAUGAAGGAAUUGAACCAGAUCUAGUCACUUACAAUACAUUGAUUUAUGGUCUCUCCAAGGCCGGCAUGAUCGACCAGGCUAAGAAAUUCUUGAAUGUGAUGGCAAACUCAGGGUAUUUUCCAGAUAUUGCUACCUAUACUUCUCUUAUUAGCGGUAUGUGUAGGAAAGGAGACACAUUGGGGGCUCUAAGGUUGCUUGGGGAAAUGGAAGAGAAGGGUUGCAGCCCCAAUGAGUUCACCUACAAUGCCCUGCUUAUGGGGCUGUGCAAGGCUGGGAGCCUGGAUAAGGGAAUGGAGUUGUAUAAAGUGAUGACUAAUGGGGGUAUGAAAUUGGAGAGUCCUACUUAUGCAACUUUUCUCAGGACAUUGUGCAGGACAAAUAAAAUUGCAGAAGCCUAUGAGGUGUUUGAUUAUGCAAGGGAAAGCAAGAGUCUGACUGAUGAAGUUGCUUAUUCAACAUUGGAAAGUUCACUCAAGAGAAUAAAGUAGUCUCAGACGUGACAGAGUACCUGAGCAGAAAAGGAAGAUAAAGGAGAAGGAUGCUCAGUUAAAAGCUCUGUUGAGUGGGAGAUAUUAUUCUUCUGUCCGGACAUCAGACGGGAUAACCAUCUGGUACUGCUUGGUACCAAGUACGGUGCACUUUUAAGGUGACUUGGCGCAUUUUUAUUGGCCUUUGGACAAUGUCCGGACUCCGCACAGAAUAAUUUAUGGUUGAGUGGAAGAGAGGUGGGGUUUCAAGUCUCCGAAGCUUGCAAAUGCAAUGAGAGAAGGAGAUGCUCAGCCUCAGGCACCACUGCUAGGAGCUGCUGACUUCCAAAAAAUACUGUAGGAGGAAGAAGGCCUGUUGUUUCUCUCUUAGCAAUGACAAAAUAUGAGGAGGCAGGCAGGCUUGUUGCAGGUUUGGAAUGUUUUUUUAUCUUGCUAGCUAUCUUUUGCAGUUGAUGGUUUAGAAAUAAAGUGAAUAUUGGGAAUGUUGUAAAGUUCAUUUUGAAUUAGAUUUGUGUUUUUUAGUUC